AUGGCUCCGAAUAGUUCGCUGCCCCACACCUGCCCCGAGGGCGACCUCUCGGCCGAGCUGGUCAUUCGUCCACACACUCGCCUCCGGGUUGACUUGAAUGUCGCUCAUUUGGAGCCUUCAACGUCUCAAUCCAGAAGGGCCCGUCCGCGCCGCUCAUCAUCGAGGGACCCACCCUCCGCCGCGCAGACUACUGUUCAGCCCAACCAGAUUCCAGACUGGAGUAACCUCAAAGUCAUACACCGCAACACGCUACCGCCCAGAAGCCAUUUCUUUUCAUAUAACUCGGACGCCGAUGCGUUAGUGAACGACCCCGGCCGGGCGAGAAGUCUCUUGCUCUCCGGACUGUGGGGUUUCGACCUCGCCGAGAGCCCCUUUGGUGGGCCCAGGGACUUCUAUAAGCCAGACUUUGAUAAUGCGGAAUGGCCACUCAUCAAAGUCCCGGGCAUGUGGCAAUGUCAAGGUUUCGGCAAAGGGCCUCAGUACACCAACGUGAACUAUCCCUUCCCUGUGAACCCGCCCCAUGUUCCUUUCGAUGAUAAUGAAUGCGGGCGAUAUAUCACCAGGUUUGCUGUGCCGGACCAGCUGAAGGAUGGCACCCAGUGGAGGCUGAGAUUCGAGGGAGUGGAUUCUUCCUUUACAGUCUGGCUGAACGGAAGAGAAGUUGGUUACUCUCAGGGUUCCAGAAAUCCCAGUGAGUUCGAUGUGACGAGCUAUCUGGAUGUCGACUCUGUGGAAAAUUACCUCGCUGUUGAGGUCUACCAACGGUGUGACGGAAGCUACAUCGAAGACCAAGACCAAUGGUGGCUGAGUGGCAUCUUCAGGGAUGUCUGGCUACACUCCUUCCCAUCAAUACGUAUUGAAGACUUCCACGUCCAGACAAAGAUUGAUGACGAUUAUAUCGAUGCCACAUUGGAUGUCACUGUACAGUUGAACGUACCACAAGCACGUGUGGCUUUGAAACUCCUGGAUGAUGAUGGGAAGGCCAUCAUAGACGAUGUUCACUCGUCUGAUCAAACAAUUGUCCCAUGCCAGCACCGCCUCAAGUCACCUAAGAAAUGGACCGCUGAGGAACCUAACCUCUACACUUUGAUACUGUCUGUAGGGACUGUGUAUGUUUCUCAGAAGAUUGGUUUUCGCAGAACAGAACUCAUCGGCGGUGUGUUCUGUGUCAAUGGCUCGCCAGUCAAGAUUCGUGGCGUGAAUCGUCACGAACAUCAUCCUGAGUCGGGAAGAACUGUUCCUUACGACUUUCUUAAGGACGACCUCCUCCAGAUGAAGUUCUACAACAUCAACGCUCUACGCACCUCACACUACAUUAACGACCCGAGGCUCUAUGAAAUAGCAAACGAGAUUGGGCUCUGGGUUCUGGACGAGGCUGACCUCGAGUGUCAUGGAUUUGGGGAGGUAGGGGGCGACCCAGCCAGUUUCACUUCCGAUAACCCAGAUUGGAAAGAAGCAUAUGUCGAUCGUGCGAAGCAGAUGGUGACGAGGGACAAGAAUCAUCCUUGCAUCAUUAUGUGGUCUCUAGGCAAUGAGUCUUUCUAUGGUCGUAACCAUCAGGCCAUGUACGACGAGAUCAAGAGGGUUGACCCCAGCCGCCUGAUCCACUAUGAAGGCGAUCAAGAUGCUCAGACUGCCGACGUCUUCAGUCGUAUGUAUACGUCUGUUAGCGACAUGAUCAAGCACGCCGGAGAGAGAGAAUGGAAAAAGCCAUUUGUCAUGUGCGAGUUCGCUCAUGCAAUGGGCAACGGACCCGGUGCCAUCAAGGAAUACAUUGAGGCUUUCUAUAAGUAUCCGCGUUUGAUGGGUGGAUUUGUUUGGGAAUGGGCCAACCACGGGUUGAAAGCAAAGAACGCUGAUGGCGAGGAUUACAUGGCCUACGGCGGUGACUUUGGUGAUGAUCCGAACGACUACAACUUCGUAAUGGACGGCCUAUGUUUUGCGAAUCAUGGACCUGGUCCUGGCCUGUGGGAAUAUGCGAAAGCCAUCGAGCCAGUUCAAGUUACAGGCGUCAACGGCCUGGAAGUGGAAAUCGUCAAUCGUUAUGAUUUCCUGACCCUGGACCAUCUCGAGUGCUACUGGGGGUUUAUUACCGACAGAGAACAGGUCAUCGGACGCCACGUCCAGAUCCCUAAAGGCAUCAAGCCCCACGCAAAAGCAAAGCUGGUUGUCGGUGGUAUGCCCCGAGCAUUUGCAUCAGAAGCCUGGCUCCGCUUGGAAUUCGUGCUCGGUAAACGGACCCCAUGGGCGUACCCAGGCCACGUGGUUGCGGUCAGCCAAGUUCCAUUGAGCCGGCCAAGGUCCUUAACCAUGCUCAAGACUCUUUCGAGCCCAGCUGUGCCAGGCAUCAAACGCACCGAAGGGGCCAUCAAAGUUGUCCUAACAAAUGGCACCAUCUUCGGUUUCAGUCAAGUUACUGGUGCAUUCAACUUCCUAUCCAACCAGAACCAACCGGAGCACAACCUCAUUACGGAAGCUCCGGCGUUGGACUUUUACCGCGCCUUGACAGAUAAUGAUAGAGGCGGCCACGGCAAAGAAUGGAUAGACUGCCGUCUCCAUCAGACCCGUAACCACUAUACUAAAGUAACCACUAGAGAGGGCAAUGGUGUCCUAGAGAUCAUCGUUGAAGGCAGGGUUGCCCCCCCAGUACUGGCUUGGAGUGUAGACACGGUGACAACAUACACAAUCACGGCCGAUUUUUGCAGUGUACGCAUCAAAGCCAAACCCCGAGGCCAACUGUUGCCAACAACCUUUGCCCGUUUCGGGUUGACCUUCGGGCUGAAGGAUGUCAGGAUUGUGGAAUGGUUUGGCCGUGGCUACGGCGAGUCAUAUUGUGACAAGAAGGAGUCACAGCACAUGAACACGUAUGGCACAACCGUGGACGGAUUGUUUACAAAUUACGAUUUCCCUCAAGACUGUGGCAACCGAACGGACGUUCGGUGGGUUGAGUUGCGCGAGGACUGGGGAGCCGAGUUGGAAGGGAGGUUGCUGCGGGCGCGGUUUGGGGAUCACGACGGCGCAAGCUUCAGUGCCAUGCACUACACCACGAAAGACCUGGACGAAUGUACCCAUCCGUAUGAGCUCCGCAAGCGCAAGAGGGAGGACACUGUUGUUCGGUUGGACUGGUAUCAUCACGGACUGGGAACAGCGAGCUGCGGACCAGCCACAUUACCGCAGUAUCAGCUGCGGACAGACCAGGAGUUUGAAGUCGAACUCCUCUUAGAUUAG
Messenger RNA from Neoarthrinium moseri, 3228 nucleotides. RefSeq lists its product as uncharacterized. Gene Ontology annotation, cellular component: beta-galactosidase complex. Gene Ontology annotation, biological process: lactose catabolic process. The transcript has 5 exons. NCBI's taxonomy places the organism in Eukaryota, Fungi, Ascomycota, Sordariomycetes, Amphisphaeriales, Apiosporaceae. The record is from RefSeq and is a predicted model, not a curated record. Gene Ontology annotation, molecular function: beta-galactosidase activity; carbohydrate binding. Bases 1 to 3228 code for a protein of 1075 amino acids.